AAGGCGCUGAACCGCGUGCAGUCGGCCGUCUUCGACGUCGCCUUCAACUCGCAGAAGAACCUCCUCGUGUGCGCGCCGACGGGCGCGGGCAAGACGAACGUGGCCUUAUUGUGCCUCCUGGAGCUCGCGGGCCGCUUCCACCUCGGCGACGACGCGUCCGACGAGUCGCCCGCGGAGCGGAGAAAGGCGUUCCUGGCCGAUCUCGCGCAGCACAAGGCUGUCUACGUGGCCCCGCUGAAGGCGCUCGCCCAGGAGGUCGUCGACAAGUUCAAGGAGCGCCUGGCGCCCCUGGGCAUGAUCGUCAAGGAGCUCACGGGCGACGCGCAGCUCUCGAAAAAGGACGCGGACGCCGCGCACGUGCUCGUCGUCACGCCGGAGAAGUGGGACGUCGUGACGCGCAAGCAGGGCGGCGGCGGCGGCGGCGACUCCAUGGGGUCCCUCGCGUCGCGGUGCCGCCUCCUGAUCGUCGACGAGAUCCACCUGUUGGCGGAGGAGCGCGGCGCGGUGUUGGAAUGCGUCGUCGCGCGGACGACGCGCUUGGUCGAGAGCUCCCAGUCCCAGGCGCGGCUCGUCGGCCUCAGCGCCACGCUGCCCAACUACGAGGACGUGGGCAGCUUCCUGGGCUGCGCCGACGACAGCGUCUUCUUCUUCGGGCCCGAGUUCCGGCCCGUGCCGCUGAAGCAGACGUUCGUCGGCGUCACGGAAACGAAACGGUUCCAGAAGCUCGUCAAGCUCGACGAUCUCGCCUUCGACGUCGCGUUGAGCGCCGUGGACCGGGGCCACCAGGCCAUGAUCUUCGUCCACAGCCGCCGGGAGACGUUCAAGACGGCCAUGGCGCUCCGGGACCGCGCGAACCGCGACGGCCGCGACGGCGCGUUCAAGCCCGCGGAGGACCUCGGCAACCUCCUCAAGCCCUUCGCCCCGGCCUUAGCCAAGUGCAAGCACAAGGAGCUCCGGGAAGCCGCCGAGGCGGGCUUCGGGCUCCACCACGCGGGCAUGUGCCGCGCGGACCGGAGCCUCAGCGAGCGCAUGUUCGCCGCGGGCGCCGUCCGCGUGCUCUGCUGCACGGCGACGCUCGCCUGGGGCGUCAACCUGCCGGCGCACGCGGUGAUCUGCAAGGGCACGGACGUCUACGACCCCCAGCGCGGCGGCCACGUGGACCUGUCCAUGCUCGACGUGCUGCAGAUCUUCGGCCGCGCGGGCCGCCCGCAGUUCGACGACUUCGGCGAGGCGACGCUGCUGACGACGCAGAAGGCGCUGCCGGACUACCUGCGCAAGCUCGCGCGCGCCGCGCCCAUCGAGAGCUGCCUGCCCGCGCGCCUCGCCGACGCCAUCAACGCCGAGGUCGCCGCGGGCACCGUCGCGUCGUUGAAAGACGCGGGCCGGUGGCUCGACCACACGUUCCUCGCCGUGCGCCUGCGCAAGAACCCGCUGGCCUACGGCUGCCCCUACGACCAGGCGCGCGAGGACCCGGGCAUGGGCCGCUUCCGCGAGACGCUGUUGCGCGACGCCUGCAAGCGCCUCGACGAGAGCCGCAUGUGCCGCUACGACCGCCGGUCCGGCGCGGUCGCGGGCACGGAGGUCGGCCGCGUCGGGUCCCACUUCUACCUGCGCCACGAGUCCGUGCGCGAGUUCAACGAGCGCCUGCGCCAGCACGCGACGGACGCGGACAUCUUGGUGGUCGUCUGCUCCGCGUACGAGUUCGAGCAGCUCAAGCCGCGGAGCGACGAGGUCGCGGAGCUCGACCGGCUGCGCGAGUCGGAGGUCUGCUGCCCCGUGAGGAGCGACGAACUGUUCGCGUUGGCCGACGAGCCCGCGGGCAAGGCGGCGACGCUGCUGCAGGCCCACGUGUCGCGCGCGCCGUUCUCGGCCUUUACUUUAGCGUCGGACGCGGCGUACGUCGCGAAGAACGCCGCGCGCGUCUGCCGCGCGCUCUUCGAGAUGGCGCUGCGGGCCCACUGGCCGUCGCUGGCGGAGCGCCUGCUCGCGCUCGCCAAGGCCGUCGAGCGGCGGCUCUGGUGGUUCCAGCACCCGGUACGGCAGCUCGCGGAUCUCGAGCCGAACCUCAACGAGCGGCGCCGCAAGUUCCCCGAGGACGCGCUGCGCCAGCUCGAGGCGAAGCGCCUGACCGUGGACCGCAUCCUCGGCGACCUCAACGGCGACCCGCGCGAGGUCGGGAGCCUGGUGCGGAACAAUGCCGCGGGCGCGUCGCUCGUCGCGGCGGCGCGCAAGGUGCCGUCCGUGACGCUGGAGGCGGACGUCAAGCCCAUCACGCGCACGGUGCUCCGCGUGACGCUCACGGUGACGCCGACCUACCACUGGGAGCCGCGGACCCACGGUCUAGGGCCCGAGCCCUGGUGGGUCUGGGUCGAGGACGCGCGCGCCGAGCGCAUCCACCACUUCGAGCUCGUGCUGCUCAAGCCGCCGGAGAAGCGCGCGCGGCGGGGCAUGGAGCCCGUCGUCGUCGCCUUCACCAUGGCCGUCAAGGACCCGCUGCCGCCCCAGUUCUUCGCGCGGGCCCAGAGCGACCGCUGGGUCGGCGCGUCGGCCAUGCUCGAGAUGUCGACGAACGGGCUGCAGCUCCCCGCGGCCGCGCCGCCGAACACGGAUUUGCUACCGUUGCGGCCCCUGCCGCUGGCCGCCCUCGGCGACGAGCGCUACGCGUCCUUCUAUUCCUUCACGCACUUCAACCCCGUGCAGACGCAGCUCUUCCACUCCUUGUAUCGCGCCGACGGCAACGUGCUCGUCGGCGCGCCGACGGGCUCGGGCAAGACCUGCCUCGCGGAGCUCGCCAUCUUCAAGCUGCUCAACGACCGCGGCGACCAAAAACUCAAGGCCGUCUACGUGGCGCCCCUGAAAGCGCUCGCGCGGGAGCGGCUCAAGGACUGGCGGAAAAAGUUCGGCGAAAAGCUCGGGCUCAGCGUCUUGGAGCUGACGGGCGACGCGACGCCCGACGCGCGCGCCCUGCGCGACGCCGACGUGCUCAUCACGACGCCAGAAAAGUGGGACGGCGUCACGCGCCAGUGGCGGCGCCGCGACUACGCGCGGCACGCGGCGCUGCUCUGUGCGCUGCUCGUCAUCGACGAGAUCCACCUGCUCGGCGAGGACCGCGGGCCCGUCAUCGAGGCCAUCGUGAGCCGCGCGCGCUUCAUCUCGGAACAGGCCGACAGCAACGCGGACAGCCCGCCGAAGGUGCGCAUCGUCGGCCUGUCGACGGCGCUCGCGAACGCGCACGAUCUCGCCGCGUGGCUCGGGUGCGACCCGAAGACGGGCCUCUUCAACUUCCGCCCCGCCGUGCGGCCCGUGGCCAUGGAGGCCCACGUCGCCGGCUUCGCGGGGAAGCACUACUGCCCGCGCAUGGCGACGAUGAACAAGCCCUGCUACGCGGCGCUCCGCGAGCACGCGGCGGGCCGGCCCGCGCUCGUCUUCGUCGCGUCGCGGCGGCAGACGCGGCUCACGGCGCUGGACUUGAUCGCGCUCGCGGCGGCGGACGACGACUUCGGGGGGAGCGGGUCCGGCCUCUGGGUCGGCGACGACGUCCUCGGCGGCGAGCUCGACGGCUACGCGCGGGAGUGCGCGGAUCCCGCGCUGAAGCACGCGCUCCCCUUCGGCGUCGGCGUGCACCACGCGGGGCUCCAGGAGCGGGACCGCGACGUCGUCGAGAAGUUAUUCGAGCGGGGCGCCAUCCGCGUGCUCGUCUGCACGGCGACGCUGGCCUGGGGCGUCAACUUCCCCGCGCGGCUCGUCGUGAUCAAGGGCACGGAGUUCUUCGACGGCAAGCUCGGCAAGUACGUCGACUUUCCCAUCACGGACGUGCUCCAGAUGAUGGGGCGCGCGGGCCGGCCCCAGUUCGACGACGUCGGCGUCGCGUGCAUCUUCGUGCACGCGCCGAAGAAGGAGUUCUACAAGAAGUUCCUCUACGAGCCCUUCCCGGUGGAGUCGAAGCUCAAGGACGCGCUCCACAACCACGUCAUGGCGGAGGUCUGCCUCACGCGGGCGAUCACCUCGAAGCUCAGCUGCGUCGCCUGGCUCAAGUGGACCUACCUCUUCCGGCGCCUGACGCAGAACCCGAGCUACUACCACUUAUCGGACGACCCGACGCCGGACAACGUCGACGCGUACCUCGAGGCGCUCGCGGAGGCGACGCUCGACGACCUGGACCACGCGGGCGCCGUGGAAUUGGACGGGUCCGACGUCCACCCGGCGACGCUGGGCCAGGUGGCGUCCUACUACUACCUCGACUACAAGACGACGCAGCGCGCGGCUUUGACCGUCGACGACGUCGACGAGAAGCUCGGCGGCGCGGACGACGAGGCGCUCGCCGUGGCGUUCCUGUGCGACGCCGAGGAGUUUGGCGAACUGCCCGUGCGCCACAACGAGGACGGCCUCAACGCCGACCUCGCGCGGGAGUUGCUGCAGCGACGCGACGACGCGCGGUGCCUCGAGGCCCUCGACGAGCGCGGCUUCGACGACGCCCACGUCAAGGCCCAGCUGCUCGUGCACGCGCGGCUCCGGGACGGCGUGUUGCCCAUCGCGGACUACGCGACGGACACGCGGUCCGUCUUCGAGCAGACGUCGCGCGUGCUGGCGGCGCUCAUCGACGUCGUGGCGGACGCGGGCGCGCUCAAGCUCACGCUCGCGCUCUGCACGUUGAGCCAGGCGCUG
This is a messenger RNA of Aureococcus anophagefferens, 4665 nucleotides long. RefSeq lists its product as hypothetical. The transcript is spliced from 3 exons. The annotation marks the transcript as partial. Gene Ontology annotation, molecular function: ATP binding; ATP hydrolysis activity; nucleic acid binding. The record is from RefSeq and is a predicted model, not a curated record. Lineage: Eukaryota; Pelagophyceae; Pelagomonadales; Pelagomonadaceae.